This is a messenger RNA of Pieris macdunnoughi, 504 nucleotides long. NCBI's taxonomy places the organism in Eukaryota, Metazoa, Arthropoda, Insecta, Lepidoptera, Pieridae. The record is from the annotation of a GenBank genome assembly.
AUGCUUAAACAAAUCAAUGUGAUUCUCAUUUGUUAUAUUUGUUUUCUAUUGUUUGUUGUUGAUCAAGGUGCCGGCAAAACUAAAACAAAAAGAUACCUUGGCUUCCGAAAUGUCUCACGGUUUUUCUUACGAAUAAAUCAUAAAGCCAAUAUGGUGCGUUGGAACCAGAUCUUUGCGCAGGCGCUAGGAUUCCGCAUGAACUGGGACGAUCCUCCAGAUACAUUUCAUUGGUACCAUCACUUUACCAGACGAAGUUUAUAUAAUGGCGUGGAGUUACUAUUAGAUAGCAAUGGCUUGAGUGGUUACCAUUGCGUACGAAGAGCUGUCUGCGAAAUGAACAAGAUCUCCGAUCCCUAUUUACUGUAUCAUAAGAUAUUAAAAAUAAUUUUUAGAAGGCAACAGGAGCUAGAGAAGUGGUAUAACCAUACAAAAGAAGACUGCAUUUCCUCCAUUAACUCCUGUCCUUUCUCUUUUCUAGAUAUAUCGCCUUAUACAGACCUUUAA